Messenger RNA from Diatraea saccharalis (sugarcane borer), 1968 nucleotides. The record is from the annotation of a GenBank genome assembly. Lineage: Eukaryota; Metazoa; Arthropoda; Insecta; Lepidoptera; Crambidae.
CUGCAACGUUACGUAGUAAAGUAAAAAGUUUAUAUUUUUUAUAAUUUGUUUAAUACUAAUUUAUAAUGAAUAUUUUAUGCUACUAGGCAAUGCCUUUAUUUUAAAAUAUACUAUCUUUUUAUGAAAUUACUUCAUAAUUAUUUGUUUCCUGUUUCCUCGAUUUCGUACAACGUUACGUUUCAUCUUCUUUUUGAAGUGUCAAAAGGGACCUCAAUAAAAAGUUUAUGUUGUGUUGAAAGUACACAGUCAAACAAAACAAAGACCAACUAACCACAAGGUUUCGUGCAGUAACAAAUUUUUUUGCACUCAAGAUGGGGUGGUCGAGAUAUCAGAAAUUUUUAACUUUAAUGCUGGUAGCAACAGGCUCUAUCAACAGUCUUUGCACAAAAUGGGCUGACACCACAGAAGCUGAAGGAUCUGAUGGUGUUACAAGAAAGUUCGAUCAUCCAUUCUUACAGGCUUGCGCAAUGUUCCUUGGAGAGAUGUUGUGCUUGCUGACAUUCAAAAUAUUCUGGAGGCUGAAAAGAGAUACAGGACAUCAACUUAUUAACGGCAACCAGAAUUUCAACCCUUUUAUCCUUAUGCCAGCAGCAAUGUUUGACCUUAUUGGCACUUCAAUAAUGUACAUCGGCUUGACACUAACGUACGUGAGCAGCUUCCAAAUGUUCCGGGGCUCGAUAAUUAUCUUCGUCGCCAUGUUAUCUGUUACCUAUCUUGACCGAAUUAUAAUGAAACGUGAAUGGGCGGGCAUAAUGGUGGUGAUAUGCGGGCUGGUCAUAGUAGGAGGAACAGACGCUAUGUAUCAAACAGACGGCGAAUCCAAAGGUCCUAACAGCCUCAUCACAGGGGACUUACUCAUUAUUGUUGCUCAAGUGGUCUCCGCCUGUCAGAUGGUCUAUGAAGAGAAAUAUGUUGCAGGAUUGAACAUCCCACCUCUGCAAGCGGUCGGUUGGGAAGGCGUUUUCGGUUUCUCUGUUCUGUCGUGUCUUCUUGUGGUGUUUUAUUGGAUACCAGCACCACCACAUUUUGGCAACAACGCCAGGGGUAGUAUAGAAGAUGCGAUCGAUGGACUUGUACAGAUCGGGAACAGUUCUAUUCUGAUUGCGGCCUUCAUUGGUACUAUUAUAUCGAUAGCAUUUUUCAACUUCGCCGGAAUAAGUGUCACAAAGGAAAUGUCAGCCACUACAAGAAUGGUCCUAGAUUCAGUAAGGACAUUCGUGGUAUGGAUGGUGUCUCUAGCGGUACGCUGGCAAUCGUUCCAUUGGGAACAUUUAAUUGGUUUCGGUGUACUGAUAGUCGGCAUGGCGGCCUACAACGGACUGUUGCCGCAAUGCAACCGCCGCCAAACGCCGCCCGUUGAACCAGAUAGCGAGGUGGUGAACACGGAAGCGGAACAUCCAUAGACAAUCACUUUUACCCAUUGAUAUUGGUAAGCAGACCAAAAGGAAAACAAGCGAUUUGUUACUGACGUCUGUGUUACAAGUAUGUAUUAAAAAGGCAUUGAUAGAAAAUCUAUGUUCCAUCCCAUAAAAGAUAAGAGAUAAAACUAUGUAAUUGCUCUGUAAAGUAAGAAAAGAAAUCAAUGCAAACAAGUGUUACAAUACAAAAUUAAAAAAAAAAUUAACUGAUCAAACAUAUAAAAUCGAUAUAUAUAUAUGAAACUUAUUUUAUGAUGAGUUAAUUCUAUAAAACUAGUUUCUGAUUGUCAUAAACAAAAAUGUCCACUAGAUGAAUUAAAAUCUGGUAAAACAUCUCGACGCCAUAGUAGCAUUAAAGUUUCACAUUAAAUGUGAUCUUUACUAUAAUGUUAAUAAUUGUUUGAGUAGACCGGGUUCAAAAUGAAUUCGUCCAAUAUAGUUUGUUCGUCAUACACUACACUUCUUUCAGUAUUUAUACAGGGAUAUCUAACGUUUUAAAAAUUAAUAAGAAAGCAUUUUAAGUCUUUACUGAGACCUUUAAGGCUCAAUU